UUUCAGGCGCUUUGGAAAAUCAUAAAAUUAUUUUUUUUAAACUAUUGGCAUAGGAACAUAAUACCCAAACAGAGCAAUAAGCCUCCUGUCGGUUUUCAAUGGCCCGACAGACCGUAUAACCGUCAUCGAAGCAUGAUAGGAUUUAUACUCCAAGAAAUACAUACAGAUGAAAUAAGGCCAUUCAGGUUAAUAUUUAGACUCCGCCUUCCUUCCAUUCUUACGUCACAAAUAAAAGGGCGGAGUAUGCGCCCAGCAUCACGGGAAUCGUAGUUUCACCGAGAUCAGGUUGUAAGCUAACGGUCCAACGGUCCCAUUUUUUCGGCUUCUCAAGGAUUCUUUCUCAUAAAGCAAAAAAAUAUGCCUUUUCUUUUAUACACAAGGAACUAUUACAGCUAACGGAAUCGCUCAUUAGGUAGGAUCCGCCGCACGCAUUCUUUAUCAUCUCGCCCGUCACGCGCUCUCAGGCCUUUCGGCUCGCCUCAGCGCCGGAAGUGACGCACGGUGAAGGGGCGGGCCGGCCGGCGUCCACAACGCGGAAGCGGUGAGGGAGAGCGGAAGGCAAGUUUGAGCAGUUGCGUUGGGUCGCGGCGGAGCCUCCCCUCAGGAGCGGGGCUGAGGCGGCCGCGAAGAGGACUUGGGGCCCGCCAAUCCUCCGUCCGUUCUCCCUUGCUCGCUCCGCCCCAUCCCGGGGAACCUGCCAUGAAUGUGGACGUGGAGUUUCACAUUCGCCAAAACUACCCCUGGGCCCGUCUCCCCGCCAGCGUUAAGCAGGGUCUUGGAAACUCACAACGAGAAUAUGAAAAGCAGGUUGUGCUGUACAGUAUCCGCAAUCAACUUCGGUACCGAAAUAACUUAGUUAAGCACAUUAAGAAAGAUGAACGCAAAUACUACGAGGAUCUAUUAAAAUAUAGCAGAGAUCAUCUUAUGUUGUAUCCCUACCAUUUGUCCGAUAUCAUGGUGAAGGGCUUGAGGAUAACACCUUUUUCAUAUUACACAGGAAUAAUGGAGGACAUAAUGAACAGUGAAAAAAGUUAUGAUUCAUUGCCUAAUUUUACCGCUGCAGACUGCUUAAGGCUUCUUGGCAUAGGAAGAAACCAGUAUAUUGAUCUGAUGAACCAAUGUAGGUCAUCAAAAAAAUUUUUUAGAAGGAAAACUGCCCGUGACCUGCUACCCAUGAAACCAGUAGAAAUUGCCAUUGAAGCUUGGUGGGUGGUACAAGCCGGUUAUAUCACAGAGGAUGAUAUUAAGAUAUGCAUUCCCUGCGAAAAAUCUGCAGUUGAUAAAAUCAUUGAUUCAGGUCCUCAGCUUGCUGGAGUCUUAGACUACAAUGUUGUUCACAGCUUAUAUAACAAGGGGUUUAUCUACCUUGAUGUACCAAUAUCCGAUGACAGUUGCAUAGCAGUGCCUCCACUUGAAGGAUUUGUGAUGAACAGAGUUCAGGGAGAUUAUUUUGAAACUCUGCUGUACAAGAUAUUUGUCUCCAUAGAUGAGCACACAAAUGUUGCAGAGCUAGCAAAUGUCCUAGAGAUUGAUUUGUCGCUUGUGAAGAAUGCUGUUUCCAUGUAUUGCCGGCUAGGGUUUGCCCAUAAAAAGGGUCAAGUAAUAAACCUGGAUAAUCUUCAUUCAUCAUGGCGGAACGUUCCCUCAAUAAACAGGCUAAAGACAAUGUUGGACCCACAGAAGAUGCUGUUAUCCUGGGACGGUGGGGAAAGCAGGAGUCCUGUACAAGAGGCUGGCUCUUCUGCCACCGAUACAGAUACCAACAGUCAAGAUGAUCAAGGUGACACAGCCAGCGUGAACAGCUUAAGCCUGUCUACCGUACACACGAAGAGGAUAGCAUUCCUCUUUGAUUCAACUCUGACUGCCUUUUUAAUGAUGGGGAAUCUUUCACCGAAUUUGAAAAGUCAUGCCGUCACCAUGUUCGAAGUAGGAAAACUGUCAGAUGAGUCACUGGACAGUUUUCUGGUAGAACUUGAAAAGGUUCAGAGUACAGGAGAGGGUGAAGCUCAAAGAUACUUUGAUCACGCACUUACCCUGAGAAACACUAUCCUGUUUCUGAGACACAAUAAGGACCUCGUGACUCAGGUUUCGCAAGUUGAGCAACCCAGUAAUGGUUUCCCUCUGGAUUUACUACGCUGCGAAAGCUUGCUUGGCUUGGAUCCUGCCACCUGCAGUAGAGUUUUGAACAAAAACUACACACUGCUUGUCUCCAUGGCACCCCUCACCAAUGAAAUUCGACCUACCAGCAGCUGCACCCCCCAGCAUAUUGGGCCAGCUAUUCCAGAAGUUAGUUCUGUAUGGUUCAAGCUCUAUAUUUAUCACAUAACUGGACAGGGGCCUCCAUCCCUGUUAUUAUCUAAAGGCACAAGACUUCGAAAACUUCCAGAUAUAUUUCAGGGCUAUGACCGCUUAUUAAUAACAUCUUGGGGUCACGAUCCAGGAGUAGUCCCCACUUCAAAUGUGCUUACUAUGCUGAAUGAUGCUUUAACCCAUUCUGCUGUCCUGAUUCAGGGACACGGCAUAUACGGCGUGGGAGAAACUGUCCAUAUUCCAUUUCCACUUGAUGAAGCAGAACAGCAAGGUGAUUUUUCUCGUCUUAACAUGGGUGUUCAUAAAGCACUGAAGAUGUUGAGGGAAAAGAUGGAUCUCCAGCACUUCUGUGGCUACAUCACCAUGUUGAACCCUUUCAGUCACCCUGUAAAGAGGAAGCUGAGCGAUGCGUCUGACGAAAAAGGUGAGCCAGAGCUUGCCCUGGACUCAGAUGUAAACGGAAGUACAGAGUCCUUUGAAAUGGUCAUUGAAGAGCCUUAUGUAGAUCCCGCUGCUAAACAAAGCCCAGAAGGUAUCUUUUUAGUUCCUACCACAGAACUGGAGUGGGUUCCCCUGGAACUGAGCUUCGGAAUCCCACUGUUCAGCUCAGACCUCAACCGAAAAGUCUGUCGGAAGAUUGCCAGCCAUGGAUUAUGCAGCAGAGAGAGCCUUCAAAAACUGUUACAUUCCAGCAGAAAACUUUCCCUGCAGGUCCUUAGUUUUGUUCAUUCAUUCCAGGAAAACAUUUCAACCAUGGAGUUGCUUUCAGAGGCCAGUUUUUCUUCUUCUGCGUCGAGUUUACUUUCUCAUCCAACUUCUGCUGACGCUGGGGUUCCGCUGCCCGCCAAGAAUCUCAUGUUUAAGGAUGGCGUGUUAUCGGAAUGGAGUGGACGGUCUCCUUCCUCGGUCCUAAUUGCAGCCGUGCCCCCAGAACACCUAAAAUAGCAUGGCGUUCACAACUUGCCUUUGGACUCGUGGUAACCAACUGCAUUCAACUCACAGUGCCAAUCUUCUGAAACUUGUGAUGCUAUCACAGUACGUUCCCCUGCAGUGAAGAUGUUAAUAAAGUGUGUAAUGUUACAUUUCAGUGGGGAAGAGUUAGGAGGAAGAGGCAUUUAGUCUCCCCAUUUCUUGCAUGUUCUGCCAUAAAAAAAAAAAAAAAAAAAGCUUUUGUUAGUUGUUGGCCUGUCUCUUAACUCAAGACAAUCAAUCUUUUUCUUUUUUUAACAGACAGUCCCCUUCGUAAGCUUCUUGAUCACUGAAUUUCUAUGCUGUCGCAAGGGAUAAUAGCAGUUUUAUAUAUAAGCAAUGCUGACCUUAAAUUUGCCUGGUUCUUUUGUAUUACAAUAAUACGGAACAGUUGAAACAGUUUUUGAUGUUAGAAAGGCACAAAUUACACCCAAAUAAUGCUCCAUAGCUGUCCGUGAUUCCGGCAACACUCUUGAGGACUAGCAGUACAAGGGACUAUUGCCAACCUAGUCUAUUAACUACCUGAUAAAAACGAGGGUGGGAAGAUUUCGGCUUCAAAAGAUUGAUGCUAUUUUGUACUGGGUUUUAAUCUUAAAUUUUGUAAACAUCUGCAGAUGCCUCAUGGGAAAACAUUUAAGAGAUUUAAUUAAUGUCUCCUUUCUAACGAAAAAUCUUCUCCCACCGGCACAUCAUUGUAGAGUUAGCUAUACAAAAGUUUUUACACGUAAUGGAUUUCAACCCAUAGUCCUCCCUUUGUGUGAAUUCAUCAUCCUGUGUAGAAUUUUGUCUUUGGGAAGCAGCAACAAGGAUCCCAAAAGCUGGACUUGGAAAUUUUGAGUCUGUUCCCUUGGGUUUUUGAGCGCACUCCCAUCGGGCAGCUUGGAAAAUCGCUAGGUGAAAAGGUCUUUCUUGAAAAAUAUCGUGUACACGACAGCUCCUUUGACUGUGGAUGGGGUCCAGAAAACGUUUGCAGAUGUGAUAACGAUUUUCCAUGUUGUCGAAGGCUACGUAGGAAGAGUUUUCAGUGAAUUCUGUUCAGGGGUAACCGAGACCCUCAAGCAAAUGGCCAAACUCGAGAAAAAAUUUACCUACCGUGUAGGAAUAGGCAGAUAACUGGGGAUACUAGAACUAUAAUAGCAAGGUGUUUAAAAGGAAGGCAAGUGUGAUACAGAAUUGGGAAUCUUUGAGGAUAACCCUCUGGAGAAUUUCCUAAUGAUCCUGAACAAACUGCCCAUAGGUUGCCUUUCUAUACGGUUUUCACUUGUUUCAGGGGAAUUAGAUGCAGGGGGACGUUUUAUCGUAUGGCCCCAGCAGUUGAAGUGGUUUGUUCAUAAUUUAAAAAGUUAAUGGAAAUGAUUCGUGCUGGAGUCUUUCUAGAGUUUAUCAGUGUUCCCUUCCUAGAAGGGCAAGAGAAACGUGCACAGUGUUGUUUAAUACUUAAGGGUAGUUUCGUAGGGUAGAUAACACAUUCUGCAGUGCAGUUCUGCUAAUUUCAGGAUCUUCUCAGCGGUUGCAGAGUCUAAAAAUGCAGCUGUAAAGAAGUUAGGAAUUGGAAUUGUUUCCUAAAAUCAUUGUGACCUAAAGUGGAUGAUCCAGGACUUGCAGGAAACAUGGCUAGUUUCUUUCACUGGUUCUUUUUCUUUCUUUCUUUCUUUCUUUCUUUCUUUCUUUCUUUCUUUCUUUCUUUCUUUCUUUCUUUCUUUCUUUCUUUUUAAUGCAAAUCAGCAGGUUUGAAUGGUGGGGAUGUUUGUGGGACCAAGAAUUUACAGAGCACAUUUGACAUUCCAGGAGGAUAUAGCAGGAAUUUUUUUUGUUUGUUUUUGUUUUUUUAAAAAAGGAUUUGCUGUCCAUUAAAACUUAGGUUGUUGAUAUUGUUUCAUUCCCCCCCCCCCAUCUCUCUCUCUCUCUCUCUCUCUCUCUCUCUCUCUCUCUCUCUCUCUCACACACACACACACACACACACACACACACACACACACACACACCAGUAAUCCCCUUCUAUUUCUAUUCACCAGUUCUGGUUCUAUUCUUCUGAAGAACAGGGGUAGACAAAUUUGUAUAAAGAGCUCUGUUUUAUCAAUUUUUUCUCCUUUCUCAGCAUCUUUUACCCUCCUUUCUCUCUUUAUAUUCGCAUAGGGCUUUAAUAUUUAUACUUAACACACAGCUUCACCUAAAAAUGUAAUUUAUCACCUACCAUGCCAGCACUUCACAUACCACAGCUGUUACUAAAGAGCCUUCAAACCAACAAGGAAAAAAUAGGAAGAGGAUAAAUAUGAAGAUUGAUUGCAGUUCAAAAGCCAGUUAUUGUCCAGUUAUAUUGGGAAGCCAAAUUGUUUUGGAAGGGGCACCAUUAGGAAGCAGGCUCAUUUCUGGGCAUAAAUAGCAGCUUAUUAUAUCGAAAUCUUCAGGCCGAAGACCCUCUCAUGGAAAUAACUAGAUAUCAGCAAGUACUAAAUGUUUAUCAAGCUACUCUUUUAAAUAUUGGAUAAGUUGGCAGCUAGCAUAGUUUGUCCAAAAUAAUUUGGUCUGCUCGAAUAAUUGACUUGGGUAUUGCAAUUACACAAGGCAAAAAUAUAAGGAAUAAGGGGUAUCUGUUGUAAUUAUUUUGCAUGAGAAUUAUUCUAAGAGGAGCAAUUCUCUCUCUCUCUCUCUCUCUCUCUCUCUCUCUCUCACACACACACACACACACACACACACACACACACACGUCCCCCAGCUACUAUGAUACUCGGGGCAAUUUUUCGUGUGACAAAAGAGCCAAGAUUGGGGUUCCUUUCAGAUUCGAUUACAACCGUCUUUUGUGACUUGCCUGCUCUCAACUGCCCUCCUUCAAGGCUCCUGUGAACCCUCUUUGCCACUCUAAAAAAAUGCUGCUUUCAGUUUCAAUCUACAGUUACAAUGUGUGAAAGUGAGGGGGUCUUCAUUGCUGUCUGAGCUUGCUUGUUUUUUUACAGACAUUUCAUUACUCAAACUAGGUAACUGAUGCUGUUACCCAGUUUAGAUAAUGAAACGUCUGCAAGAAAACAAGCAAACUCAGAGAGCACCAAAGACCCUUCACUUCAACCCUGAACUUACAGAUGCUCUCCUUUAAUGUGUAGAAGAUUCAGUUGCCCCCAACCCAACCACUCCCCACACUAUAACAAAAUUCAGGCACUUUCCCACGCCCCAUAUAUGUUUGUAUAUUGACAUACUAGUGGAUUUCCCACAUAUUUGAAUUUUCAAGGGUGGGCCAGGAAUGGCGGCCAUGUUGUCGUCCUGUUUUCCUUAAAUGCAGAAUGGACAUCUGUACCUAGAAAUUCACCAGAAAAGAUUCAAAUUUCAGAGCUAUCCAAGAGAUGGGCUGAGAUUCCCAUAUCACCUUGAUUCAGGCUUUUUAUUUGAUUCCCGGAUGUCAGAUAAUGCAUUUCCUUUUUUUUUUUUUUUUUUUAGUCCUAAAACUAACCUUAAAGCUUCCAUAAAACUACUGGUAGGCCAGCUACCUUUUUGGAUGCAGUUACGCAAGGCCUGACAAGCCAGAAAGGUAACACUUAAACUAGAUAUGAAGGAGAUACUGAAUGGUGAAUAAUGGCUAUAUUGCAAGGGGUCCUGGGUGGGUGAUUCUGUAACAGAAAACAGAGAUACAAAGCAGAGCCUUAAUUUGUCGUUUCGGGGUUUUUUUAUGUGUGCAUAUGCUAUAUUUUAGGGUUUUUUGAAUGAUGAUUUAAAUAUACUGUGAACAAAAGCAAAAUUUUAACAUCUGUGGGAUCCAUUAAUUUUUUUUAUUGGUUCGGGGUUUUGUUUUUGUUUUUUUCUUUUUUUCAGCAGCUUUUACUUGUCCAGAAUCAAGUUAGUAGUAUUUUAGGCCAUAACAUUUCAUGGUUUGUCUUUGUGCUUCAUUAUUAAGAUGUAAUCUGCUUUUUGAAUUUAGAGUAAACGAGACAUCCAGAAAUAAUAUUUUUAUUGGACUUGCUCUGUGAGUUUCUCCAGAAUGUGUUUUAUUUCAAUGAUUCUUUUAUAUAUAUGUAUGUGUGUAUACAAUUUCUUCUUCCCUCAGCUAAAUUCUUUCUUUCAAUAAUCCUGUUACUUUUCUUUGUAUUUCCUGUUUUUAAUGCUGCUUGUAUUUUGGAAGGUUUUAAAACAUGGGACAGUAACAACCAUGUUCCUAACCCAACUUUGACCAUAUACAGUGAAAUGUACAAAUGCUGGAAUUCAGUUAACUUAUUGGAACAUGUAACAUAAAUGUUUACAAAUAAAAUUGUGUUGCUAGUCUGGAA
Molecule: messenger RNA, 7532 nt
Organism: Crotalus tigris (Tiger rattlesnake)
Lineage: Eukaryota; Metazoa; Chordata; Lepidosauria; Squamata; Viperidae
Gene: FAM91A1
Product: family with sequence similarity 91 member A1
Exons: 24
Coding region: 700-3255 (851 amino acids)
Biological process (GO): intracellular protein transport
Cellular component (GO): trans-Golgi network; cytoplasmic vesicle
Source: RefSeq, a predicted model, not a curated record